CAGCAGAGCAACAGAGAGAAGCUAGGUGGAUGUAUGGAAGGACCGCCACCUGCCUUGUUUAUUCAGCUUUCUCUAGAGGAGGCGAAUGAAUUUCACUUCUUGUUUCCACCUAACGAACAGAGAGAGUAGCUGUCCGUGAAGUGGAAAGACGAAUAAGAAGAAAUAAAAUAAAUAUUAGCUUGUUGUAACGCGUGUUAAAAGUUCGGGGCUAAUUCUCAGGCAGCAGACGUGAGCUCUCUCAGGAAAGGUAGUUGUUUUAGUGGGAGGCGGAUGCAAGCAGGUACCGAGCCCACGGAGCGGGAUGGUCCAGUGUCCGGUCCGCUGAUGCUCCUUCAUCUUCAUCUGGACUCGUUUGGACCAUGAAGGACACGGGGGAGUCCAAAGACCACCAGCUAACCGUUGCCUUGAGGAUCCGACCCCUCAGUGAUGCCGAACAGGAGGAGGGGGCCACCAUUGUGGCCCACAGAGUGGACGACCAGAUGGUGGUUCUGAUGGACCCCAUGGAGGACCCGGAUGACAUCCUGCGUGCCAACCGCUCCAGGGAGAAGACAUACAUGUUUGAUGUGGCAUUUGACUUCUCAGCCAGUCAGGACGAGGUGUACCGAGCUACAACCAAAGAGCUAAUAGAAGGCCUCAUAUCAGGCUACAAUGCCACUGUGUUUGCCUAUGGACCCACAGGUUGUGGGAAAACGUACACCAUGUUGGGAACCGACAAGGAGCCGGGCAUCUACGUCCGCACACUGAACGAUUUGUUUCGUGCCAUCGAGGAGACCAGUGAUGACAUGCUGUACAGCGUAUCCAUGUCCUAUCUGGAGAUCUAUAAUGAGAUGAUCCGGGACCUGCUGAACCCAUCCUCAGGCUUCUUGGACCUAAGAGAAGACUCUAAGGGUGUGAUUCAGGUUGCAGGCAUCACAGAGGUGUCUACUAUUAACGCCCAGGAGAUCAUGGAAUUGCUAAUGAAGGGCAACAAGCAGCGCACGCAGGAGCCAACAGCUGCUAAUCAGACGUCGUCUCGCUCCCACGCUGUGCUGCAGGUGGCCGUCAAGCAGCAGAGCCGCUGUCGAGACGUCCUGCAGGAGGUCCGCUACGCUCGGCUUUUUAUGAUCGACCUCGCCGGCUCAGAACGAGCCGCACAGACUCAGAACAGAGGUCAGCGGCUGAAAGAAGGAGCCCACAUCAACCGCUCACUUCUGGCUUUGGGCAACUGCAUCAACGCCCUGAGCGACAAAAAUGGCAACAAGUACGUCAACUAUCGAGACAGCAAGUUGACUCGCCUCCUGAAGGACUCUUUGGGUGGAAACAGCCGAACGGUAAUGAUAGCUCACAUUAGCCCCGCCUCCAUAGCUUUCGAGGAGUCUCGUAACACGCUGACGUAUGCUGACCGUGCCAAAAGCAUUCGAACGAGGGUGAAGAAGAACCUGAUAAAUGUGUCAUACCACAUUGCUCAGUACACCAACAUCAUCUCGGACCUCCGCUGUGAGAUCCAGCGGCUCAAAAAGAAGAUCGCAGAACAGGCGAGCCGCCAGCUCAGCUCCGACAGAGCUGACAUCCGCAACAUCCAGGCGGAGGUCCAAGCCCACUCCAGCCAGCAGAGCCGAGCAGAGAUGGACCAGUUGAGGGAGCAGCUUCUGGAUGCUUUCCGCCAGCAGAUGGAGAUUAGGAAGUCCCUGAUCGAGCUGGAGAACAGCAACAUGGAGAUCCAGAUCGACACCUCCAAACACCUUAUAACCAUUGCAGACUGGGAGCAGGAGCAGAGUAGGCGCAGGAGGAAGUGGCGUGCAGAGAGGAGGAAGGAAAGUGUCAAUAAGGAUGAAAGUGAAAAAGAUUCUGAUUCCCCGGAGUCUCCCCCAGACAGCGCCGAGACCCAGGAGGUGUCUGUGGCUCGAGAGAACCUGGUCACCCUCAUGGUGGAACAGAAGAAGCUUCAGAAACAGAAGGGGUUGCUGGAGUGCAGGUUCCUGGAGCUUCGAGAUCGAGCUCGGCGCCUAGAGCUGCUGCUCCCUCGGAGGGUGAGCUCAGAGGAGCAGCGCGAGGUCCUUGCGCUCCUCUGCAAGGUCCACGAGCUGGAGAUCGAGCACACGGAGAUGCAGUCCCACGCACUGAUUAAAGACAACGUCAUCCGGCAGAAAAACUUUGUUGUGCAGCGCUUCGAGCAGCACAGACACUUGUGCGAUGAGAUCAUUCAGCAGCAGAGACAGGUCAUUGAUGACCACAGUCUGCUGGUGCCACCGCACCUCCAGGAGCUGUACGACACGUACACGAGGGAGCUGGAUGAGAGGAAGAUGGAAAGAGCUAUGGCCCUGGAAAAGCUGACCAGCAGAUACACUGUCAAGGAGGGCUCUUUGCCUAAGAUCGCUGUGCCUGGUCUGGGUCGCGACUACACGCAGGAUGUGGAUUCAGACCAGGAGAGCGUGCGCAACAUGUGCUGCGAUAACAGACGAGGUCAAGGCAGGAUGCGUAGACAUACGUUGCCCCCCAUUCUGCCCGAGUCCGAGCCUGACAGAGUUUUCAAGAGCAGCCCCCACGCCAAGCAAGUAAAGAGCCUGAUUAUAAUGACCCCACCUCCGAUUCACAUCAAUGGGAGGGGCAACAGAGAGCUGCAGCCUUUGGCUCCUGAAAGCUUUACGAGCUACAGGCAUCUCAGCCACAGCGUCAGUAGCCAGCUGGACUCUUCACCUGAGAGCAGCGAGGCCGGGGCUGAUGCCCCCCUUUCCCGAAACGAACGACAGCAGAUCCUUAAAGGCGUCCAGAACAUUGUGGUGAAAGCAGCUCGUCGGCGCUCCAAAGCUCUGGAGGUGGACGCCCUGCGGUUACACCCCGCCCCCUCUCCCUUGGAUUCCAAAAAGCAGAGAAGCAGUCUUUCUUUGAGCGAGGCGCCUCCUAGAGGUGUAGCGCUGCAGCGCGGCAGGCUGCCCAGCCCCGAGCUGAGACACGCCACCUCAGACGAUAACCUGUCCAGCAGCACUGGGGAGGGACCCGGCCUGCAGGGGACCUGGACCCGCCCUCGUAACCGCCCGUCCGCCACCAAGAACCAGACGCCUCGUGACGUGGACUUUGAAGCUCGGCGGAAGAAGAGGCGGUCACGAUCCUUUGAAGUCACCGGUCAGGCACUGCCUCCAACUAAAGCAGCCGCAGCUCAGAGGUUUCGCCCUCUGGACAGCACAUCAGACACCCACCUCCAUAUUAACGGUCAGGCCCCCAUGCUGCGUCCCCAGUACAGAGGGGGCCCUCCCCUCGCCAAAGUCAGGCCCCACCACAACAACCAGCACACAGGCUCUCAUGCUGAAUCCUCGACAGCCAGCAUUAAUAACCUGAAGAAAGCACCCCACCCCCGGCAGCCCCUCCUCUACAUCACCUCCACCCAGCGCACACGCAGACACUGAGCCCAAGAGAUUUACACCCAAACCAGCUGAGCUCAAAGAGAGAAAACGUUCUACUCUGAGCAUCCGUGUAAAAACCAAAACCGAAACCCUCUGGGACGGAGAGGCCCAGACCACCGACGGGCUCCGAGAC
Messenger RNA from Nematolebias whitei (Rio pearlfish), 3513 nucleotides. RefSeq names its product kinesin family member 19 (gene kif19). NCBI's taxonomy places the organism in Eukaryota, Metazoa, Chordata, Actinopteri, Cyprinodontiformes, Rivulidae. Gene Ontology annotation, biological process: microtubule-based movement. The record is from RefSeq and is a predicted model, not a curated record. Bases 360 to 3383 code for a protein of 1007 amino acids. The transcript has 20 exons. Gene Ontology annotation, molecular function: microtubule motor activity; ATP binding; microtubule binding.